AUGGUAAACAUAAAUCAGUCCCUUUCAACUCAUACUCUGCCUACUGAUCGUCUUAUACUGGCUGAGUAUAAACCCAGCAAAAAGGAAAUCACCCGAUUGUUAAAAAACGUUUAUCAGACGAGAAAUUAUAUUUUAUUAGUUAAUGCAAACAAAAUGAGCUUAUUGCAUGACUUAAUCAUAGCUAAUGAUUUUACAACACUUCGUGACUUACUCAGAGCAGGAGUGAAUCCGAAUACUGCAGAUGAAAGAGGAAAAACACCUCUACACAUCGCCGUUUGCAAGAAGGAAGAAAAUAUACAAGAAUUUGAACACAAUUUGCAAGUUGUACGGGAAUUAAUUUAUUUUGGAGCCGAUGUGAAUCGUACGGACAACUUUGGAGAUACUCCUCUGCAUUUUGCCGUUUGUUUUAGGAAUUACAAAAUGAUGGAAAUACUUCUAAAAUGCAAUGCGGGAAUAGAUAUACAGAACAGACAAGGAAACACUGCAAUGCAUUAUGCCAUUGAUAACUGUAAGUUGUUACAUUGGGCAAUUCCUAACUAUAAAUGUCCUGGAGAUGGAAAACAUACCGAUUUGAAAGCAGUGAAAUUACUUAUGAACUAUCACGCUGAUAUCAACUUAUCCAACAGUUUAUCUGAAACUCCAUUGAUAUGCGCAGUGAAAGUACCGAACCUUCAAAUUGUCCAAGCAUUACUCGAAGGAGGGGCCCUCCAUUCGUUAAGUGAUUUCCGUGGAAAUGGACCAUUGCAUUAUUCUUUAGAUAGAACACAAAUACAUACGAAAAUUGUGAAUGAACUGCUCAGAUAUGGAAGUAAUCAUGCAUCCAAAAAUAAGCGUUCACAAAGUCCUGUAGAUGUGUAUCUAAAAAGACUUCACAAUGCAUCACCAACAGAACAAGAAAAAGCAGGAUACUUAUUCAAACUUUUUGUGUUUCGGAAAAAUAAUUUUAACAUUACACAAUGUAAGAAAAUAGCAGACAUAACCAGAAAAACGAAAAGUCUUCUGCUCCAAUUCUUUUGGCAUUGCCGCUAUGAAUAUACACGUUUUAAACAGGGGAAACUAUAA
This is a messenger RNA of Argiope bruennichi, 1062 nucleotides long. RefSeq names its product serine/threonine-protein phosphatase 6 regulatory ankyrin repeat subunit B-like. Lineage: Eukaryota; Metazoa; Arthropoda; Arachnida; Araneae; Araneidae. The transcript has a single exon. The record is from RefSeq and is a predicted model, not a curated record. Gene Ontology annotation, molecular function: protein binding. The coding region runs from base 1 to 1062 and encodes 353 amino acids.